Penicillium daleae is the source of this 1947-nucleotide messenger RNA. Its product is annotated as S53 family peptidase. NCBI's taxonomy places the organism in Eukaryota, Fungi, Ascomycota, Eurotiomycetes, Eurotiales, Aspergillaceae. Bases 1 to 1947 code for a protein of 648 amino acids. Gene Ontology annotation, molecular function: tripeptidyl-peptidase activity; serine-type endopeptidase activity. Gene Ontology annotation, biological process: proteolysis. The record is from RefSeq and is a predicted model, not a curated record. The transcript has 5 exons.
AUGAUGAAGUCAUCCAUGCUGCUGCUCCUCGGAGCUGCGGCUGCCGUCAUGGCAAUGCCUGCCCCCCACGACUACGAAGUUCAUGAGCGUCGUGAAUAUAUUCCCGAUUCCUGGAUCCAGAGCAAGAAGCUGGAUGGAUCAACUACGCUCCCCGUGCGAAUUGGAUUGACGCAGUCGAAUCUGGACCGCGGUCAUGAUCUUCUGAUGGAAAUCUCCAACCCAUCGUCUAGCAGCUAUGGGAGGCACAUGACGGAGGCCGAGGUGCAUGAUCUCUUCGCACCCAGUCAGGAUACAGUCGACAACGUGCGAUUGUGGCUGGAAUCUUCCGGCAUUGCGGUAGACCGCAUCAGCCAUUCCGUCAAUAAACAAUGGUUGCAGUUCGACGCCAGUGCCGAUGAGCUGGAGAAGUUGCUGCACGCGGAGUAUUAUCUUUACUCUCAUGCUGAGACCGGUCGAUCACACAUUGCCUGUCGCGAGUACCAUGUCCCUCAUUCGGUGCGGGAGCACAUCGACUUUAUCACUCCUGGCAUCGCCCUCCGUGAGGUGACUGGUGUCUCCAGGACCAACAAGCGUGAUCUUGACAAGCGUCGCAUCAAUGGCACGCCAGUGAGUAUUUUGCCCAUUGCACAGGGCAUCUUGGAUGAACUGCUCGGUGGCUUGGGUCUGUUGGAUCUCUGCGACUUGGCUGUGACUCCCGAUUGUAUCCAGAAGAUGUACAACAUUCCCAAGGGGACUUCAGCAACCCCCGGCAACGAGUUGGCCAUCUUCGAAAGCAUUGCCGAUGUCUAUGCCCAGGAGGACCUCGACCUUUUCUUUGCUACCUUUUCAAGCAACAUCCCCACUGGCACCCACCCCAAGCUACAGGGUGUUGACGGUGGAGCAGCCCCAACUUCCGCUGUUGCUGCUGGCGCCGAAUCUGACUUGGACUUCCAAAUCUCAUACCCGAUCAUCUGGCCCCAGAACUCUAUUCUCUUCCAGUCCGAUGACAUGGUGUAUGAGAACAACUACACCUUCCAGGGAUUCCUGAACACUUUCUUGGAUUCCAUCGAUGGCUCGUACUGUAGCGAGAUCUCCCCUCUGGAUCCGCCAUACCCAGACCCCCAGCCUGGCGGUUACAAGGGUCCCCUGCAGUGUGGCGUUUACAAGAAGCCCACCGUUCUUUCGAUCUCCUAUGGUUCGGCCGAGGCCGACCUUCCGAUUGCCUACCAGCGACGCCAAUGCAGCGAAUUCAUGAAGCUGGGUAUGCAGGGUAUGUCUGUUGUAGUGGCCUCGGGUGAUUCAGGCGUGGCUGGUCGCGGUGGUGAUCCCACACCCAGCAACUGCCUGGGCGAGAAUGGCAAGGUCUUCGCUCCGGAUUUCCCUGCUUCAUGCCCAUACUUGACAGCAGUCGGUGCCACCGUCAUCCCAAUGGGUGCUUCGGCCAGCUCGCACCAGGAAGUGGCCGUUACUCGCUUCCCCUCCGGUGGCGGUUUCAGCAACAUCUACGAGCGACCCGACUACCAGGCUCAGGCGGUGGCCGACUACUUUUCCAAGGCGGAUCCGGGCUACCCAUACUACGAGAGUGUCAACAACAACAGCUUUGGCGCGAAUGGGGGCAUCUACAACCGAAUUGGCCGUGGCUACCCCGAUGUCUCAGCUAUUGGCGAUAAUGUGGUCAUUUACAACAAGCUGGUCCCCACUUCCAUUGGCGGCACAUCGGCCUCGGCUCCUGUGUUUGCAUCAAUUCUGACUCGCAUUAACGAGGAGCGACUGGCUGCCGGCAAGCCGACCGUGGGAUUCGUGAACCCGGUGCUCUACGCCCAUCCGGAGGCCUUUUACGACGUGACCCAGGGUACCAAUGCGGGCUGUGGCACGAAUGGAUUCAGUGCUGCGGCGGGUUGGGAUCCGGUGACGGGCAUGGGAACUCCUAACUACCCAGCUUUGUUGAAGGUCUUUAUGAGUCAGUAG